Mus musculus (house mouse) is the source of this 1730-nucleotide messenger RNA. RefSeq names its product solute carrier family 7 (cationic amino acid transporter, y+ system), member 12 (gene Slc7a12). Gene Ontology annotation, biological process: transmembrane transport; L-alpha-amino acid transmembrane transport; amino acid transmembrane transport. Gene Ontology annotation, molecular function: transmembrane transporter activity. Lineage: Eukaryota; Metazoa; Chordata; Mammalia; Rodentia; Muridae. The coding region runs from base 101 to 1498 and encodes 465 amino acids. The transcript has 4 exons. The record is from RefSeq and is marked validated. Gene Ontology annotation, cellular component: cytoplasm; apical plasma membrane; basal plasma membrane.
GCAACACCCUGUUUGACAGGGUUUUUCACAAACUGACAGAAAAGCACCAUAAAGAAAAACUGUAUUUUUCAGUAUUUGAAAGAGCAAAAAAGGCAUAACCAUGCAACUCUUGAGAGCACUAGGAGUCUUCCAUGUAAGCAUGAUCUUAUUUAGUGCCACCCUGGGGACAGGGAUUUUUGUGACUCCUAAAGCAGUAUUAAAAUACUCCUCACUAAAUAUCCCUGUCUCCUUAAGUAUUUGGGCAGGCUGCGGCCUGCUGAGCAUCAUGAGUGCGCUCUGUAAUGCAGAGAUAGCAACCACCUACCCUUUGAGUGGAGCAUCUUAUUAUUUCCUCAAGAGAACUCUUGGAUCCUCUGUUGCUUUUCUCAGUCUCUGGAUUAAACUUUUUGCUCACUUUCUAGGCAUUGGUGCUCAGUGCUUGCUAAUAGCUACUUCUGUAAUCCAGUGUUUCUAUUCUGGGUGCCCAGCUCCAGAGCUACCAACGAAAUGUCUGGCUUUGGCUAUUUUGUGGUCAUUUGGAAUUGUCAGUGCUCGAGGGAUAAAAACAGUGGCUUGGUUUAAUACUGUCAGCAGUUUCAUCAAGUUGAGUGUCCUUUGUCUCAUUUCUCUAACUGUGCUGUUAGUGAAUGGCAAAAAGGAGAAUGUGUCCAGGUUUGAGAAUGCUUUGGAUGCUGAACUUCCUAAUGCCUCACAGAUCGCAGAUGCCAUUCUCCAAGUGUCCUACUCAUAUCUAGGAUCAUCAGUCCUCAUCGUCAUAGCAGGAGAAAUAAAACGGCCAACUGAAACAAUUCCAAAAACACUAAUUUAUGGUAUAUCCAUUGUGACUGUGUUAUACUUACUGACUAAUAUAUCAUACUUGGCAGUUUUGACAUCCCAGGAAAUCAUCUUUUCAGAUUCUGUUGGUGUCACAUGGAUGAACAGAGUCUUUCCUUCCAUACAAUGGAUAAGUUCAUUCUUGAUCUCAGCUUUCCUACUUGGCUCCGUUUCUUGUGGAAUAGUUUCUGCAUCAAGAGUAUUCUACUCUGCAAGUCAAGAGGGAGAAUUUCCUUCUAUCUACUCAAUGCUUAAUGAUCAUCACUCACCAGCUGUAGCUGACAUCCAGAUUGUUAUUUUAUCUUCUGUUGCAAUAAUAUCUUCAAGUAUCAUCUAUUUAGUGAAAUAUGUUAGUCUAGGAUCAUUUUGUAUAAAUUUGCUGCAAAUGAUCGGGUUGCUUAAGAUAAGGUACCAGAACCCUGAUAUACCAAGACCUUAUAAGGUGUGGCUGCCAUUUAUAUUUGGAUCUAUAGCUUUAUCACUUUUCCUCAUUUUCACACCAGUGAUUCAGUCUCCUAGUAUAGAGCAUGUCUAUCAAGUUGUGUUUCUUUUUUGUGGGUUUCUGUGUUAUUGGCUUCAAGCUAACCUUAAUGGACAUGCUACUUGUUUUGACACAAUCACUUGCUACUGCCAAUUACUUUUCAAUAUCUCCCCAUCUGAAGAUCCAGAAGAACAGAAAAAUUAAUUCCUUCUCCAAAUCCUGACUAAAGAAGUAUAUUUGAAAAGAAAGAAGCAAAACUAUUUUUAAAUGAGCAAAAUUUUAUUGCAAUUUUAUUUUUAGAUAUAUAUGCUUUAACAUGCUUGCUCACAUUAUUCCCACCCAAAAAAAAAAUGUUGCAAAUUUUCAAUUCCACCUCAUAAACAUCUUUAUUCUAUGAAUAAUUAGUAGAAAUAAGAUUAAAGGUAAAAAACACAAA